CUUGCCUACUUGGCAGCUUCGCACACUUUGCUCAACACCGCAGCGAUGACGGAGACGAUGGCUCAAGAGCACGACGAUCCCCUCUAUCGGGCUCUCCUGUCAUCAUUCGCUGCGGCAGGCGGGACAGUCUCCCCUUCGGUGAGCCUUACACAGCUACCCUCGCAGGGAAGAUGCUGUGUCGCGCGUGAGGACAUUCCAGAGGACCAUGAUCUCUUCGUCAUCCCUAGAAUGUACCUUCUCAACAUCUCCAACAGCCUUCUGCCAUCUCUAUGUAAGGCCUUGGACUCACAGCGAUCGGAAAAGUCUACCAGAGGGGAGGCUGACAUGAGCAUCGAUAGCAUACACCCAGCGGUAGGCGACGACGACUCGUCAUCCAAGCAGUCCCCUGACAACUGGCAAGAUCUGUCAGGAUGGUCACCGCUCAUUCUUUGCAUGAUGUGGGAGACGUGGAGGACACGAGAUAACGACACCGCCGCCGCUGCAGUCAGCAUAGCCAAGAAUCUACGCUUGGACGAUCAACUGGGCGAUCGCGAUUGGAAGUCCUACCUCGACAUCAUGCCGACCGACUUCAGCAGCAUGCCCAUGUUCUGGCCUCAACAAGACCUCGACAUGCUCAAGGGAACUGACGUCCUCGGCAGGAUAGGCAAGGCAGAGGCAGAGGCAGAAUACAGAGAUAACGUCCGCCCAUUCAUUGCUUCACACGCAGCCGUCUUCCUCGGUCCAGCAGCGAAGGACCUGCCUGAGCAGGAGUUGCAAAAGUUGAUGGACGAGCAUUACGGUUUGGAGCAGUUUCACGUUCAGGGAUCGAGGAUUCUUAGCCGCAGCUUCCAUGUCAAGAAGGGCCACGCCGACGAGGGAACUGUUGUCGGCGCAGAUGGUGACGUGCAGGACGAUGAGGAGAGCGACGAAGAGGACGACGACGAGGACGAGGAGCGAGAGGAUACAGCGGAUAUCUCGAUGGUACCGUUCGCGGAUCUGCUCAAUGCCAGCUACGCGAGUGAGAACGCCAAGCUCUUUUACUCGUCAACAGCGCUCAUUAUGCGCAGCACUCGUCCGAUCAAGAAGGGGGAGCAGAUCAUGAACACAUACGGCGACCCACCCAACGCCGACUUGCUCCGACGAUAUGGUUACGUUGACGAGUGGAAUGCAGGGGAUGAAGUGGAGCUCGAUGCUGCUCAUCUGGCUCAGACUGCAGCCUCUUCAUCGAGCAGCAGCAGCGGCGCUCAGCUUACCGAGCGUGUCUCCUACCUCGUGUCCCAAGGCCUCGAAGAGUCCUUUGUUCUCACCUAUCCGUUCCCUCCCAGCGAUCAGAAGCCGUAUCGCCCGCAACCGGAGUCGCCCUCAGAUGAGGAAGUCAAGAACGUCAUAGGAGAAGCAUUGGAUGAGGAGCUCCUCAGCACUUGCCGUGCUCUUCUCAUGGGCGAAGAGGAAUUUGAGGCCAAAUAUCGCGCGAAGGAGAAAGUGCCUAAACCGAAGUUGGAUGAAGAGAUUGCGCAUUUCCUCAUCAAGACGAUUGAAGCACGCCUAGGCAGAUAUGAGGGUGGACCGAGCAGCAAGGAGGAUGAGGAGAUCCUGUAUGGUGCCCAGCCCAAGAAUUUGGGCACCAAUGCAAGGAGUGCAAUCGUGGUGAGGCUGGGCGAGAAGAGGGUGUUAGAGGCGAAUGCAUCGCUGCUGAGGAGGAUGGUGGAGGUGAAAAAGAAGCAGAGCGCAGCUGGUGGCGGCGACAAGAAGCGCAAGGACGAGAGCGGUAAAGGAAAGGCGAAUGGCGGCGCU
Jaminaea rosea is the source of this 1773-nucleotide messenger RNA. RefSeq names its product SET domain-containing protein. The annotation marks the transcript as partial. Gene Ontology annotation, cellular component: nucleus. Gene Ontology annotation, molecular function: protein binding; protein-lysine N-methyltransferase activity. NCBI's taxonomy places the organism in Eukaryota, Fungi, Basidiomycota, Exobasidiomycetes, Microstromatales. Gene Ontology annotation, biological process: peptidyl-lysine monomethylation. The transcript is spliced from 3 exons. The record is from RefSeq and is a predicted model, not a curated record.